Messenger RNA from Scedosporium apiospermum, 1095 nucleotides. RefSeq lists its product as uncharacterized. Lineage: Eukaryota; Fungi; Ascomycota; Sordariomycetes; Microascales; Microascaceae. The coding region runs from base 1 to 1095 and encodes 364 amino acids. The transcript is spliced from 2 exons. The record is from RefSeq and is a predicted model, not a curated record.
AUGAACCCAAGCAUGAAACUUUCUGCGCCAGUUAUUUUGAGGCAACGCCGACCCAAGACACGAGCUCGUGGUUUCAUCCGAGCGUAUGCUCCGGUCCUAGAUGACGUGGGAAUCGAUCAGGAGACAUUCUUCGACUUCAUCGACACCUUCAACGAAGCCCUGGAGCCCAAUCCGUGGCUAUAUUCCUUUAAUCUAGCGGACCUUGCAGGGCUGGCGGUGCCCGAGCCCUUGAUGAUGCUACUAGGGAUCGGAGUCGGCAUCGCUACAGACGCGGCCAUCGAGACGCAAAGCCGUUUCAAGUCCAAUAAAUUCUUGGUCUCCAUCAACGCGGAUUUCUUCCUCCCGCGGGGUCUGCUAUGUCUAGUCGUGACACGGAAACCCGAAGCCGCUGUCGGAGAACUUAUAACGACAGUCGACUUCGAAGGGCGGGCAGUCGAGUCUCAAACCAAGGCCACCACGAGCUUUAAUCAAAAGAUAAGGGAUAUAAUAACAAAGGCUUCAUCUAGCGACAAGGAAUUGCAAAAGUCCCGGGGGCAAAUUCAGGAUAGGAUGAAGUCCUCCAGCGGUGCCUAUGAAUGGCCUGAGCCGGCGGCGCUCAUCUUCCCAUCUCCAGGGGAGGCAGGCUCUGCCCAGCGCCGAGCUGUCGAGGGAAACAAGAAGAAGAAAAACGCCCUAGACCGCGCGGAAAGUUGGCUUGACGAAUACAUGGAUAGGUACGCGCAGGCUAAAUGGCUAGAGAAGAACCACGGGCACCCAACAGCCUCCUUCGCGCCAAAACCAGAGUUUCGAUCGCGGUAUGCUGAUCCAAGUCAUCCGGCUGCGAGUGGCGAUCCCGUAGCUUUUUUGACUGGAGGAAAAUGGCAGUUUGGUCGGGAAAAGAUUGUAGAGAACAGGCCACCUGGCCGUGAUCGCAAUGGAAAGGAUCUGAAGCCGGGGUCAGCAAGCCUGGAAGCCAAAUCUUCCUCGUCGGGAAGUGCGCCUGCUGGAAGAUUUAUUAAUUUACUGCAAAGGGAUGUUUUAUGUCUCCUUAUCGUGGACGUGACUUCCUCCCGUAUCGAUGGUUUUGAAGGUUCGGGGGAUAGCGCUGUAGCUUGA